Messenger RNA from Pneumocystis murina B123, 2292 nucleotides. RefSeq lists its product as hypothetical. The coding region runs from base 1 to 2292 and encodes 763 amino acids. NCBI's taxonomy places the organism in Eukaryota, Fungi, Ascomycota, Pneumocystomycetes, Pneumocystales, Pneumocystaceae. Gene Ontology annotation, molecular function: voltage-gated chloride channel activity. The record is from RefSeq and is a predicted model, not a curated record. Gene Ontology annotation, biological process: chloride transport; transmembrane transport. The transcript is spliced from 19 exons. Gene Ontology annotation, cellular component: membrane; early endosome; Golgi apparatus.
AUGUAUUCUAGAAAAUUUCUUGAAAAUCCUGAAUUAGAUCAAGAAUUUAAGAAAUCAGUCAAUAAUGUUAAUGAGAAGAAGAAAGGAGAUUUAUUGAUCAUAGAAGAUGAGGAAAAAGACGAUUUUCUAAAGGAACCAGAAGACAUAUAUACAGAUAAGUCUUUUUUUUUAAAAAAAAAUAAGCAAAAUGAGGAUAUUUCAUUAACACCAUCGACGAAUAAAAUAUCGUUAGAAUCAUUAAAGAAAAAAGAAUCAGAAUACAAUGUUAAUGACUUUUAUACAAUUGAUUGGGUAGAUGAAAAUACAAAAGAAAGAUAUCGGAAAGAAAAGCUUCGAGAAUUAAAAGGUAUUCGAGGGAAAGCAAUACGUUUUUGGGAAUUUAACCAAGUAUGGUUUAUUAUUGUUGCCACGGGUAUUUCUAUUGGUGUUAUAUCAGGUUUUAUAGAUAUUGUUUCUGGUUGGCUUUCAGAUAUUCGAGAAGGGUAUUGUAAAUCAGGAUUUUAUUUGAACCACAUUUUUUGUUGUUGGAUUCCAGAUGACGAGAAGACAUGUAGUGAUUGGAUCUCAUGGGGAGACUUGAUUAGUUCAUCAAGAAGAAAAUCGUACAUUAUCUCAUAUAUUUUCUAUGUUAUCAUUGUUACGCUUUUUGGAGGCAUUUCAUCAUUUUUAGUUAUCAAUUAUGCACAUUAUGCAAAAGAAAGUGGAAUAUCUGAAAUAAAAACUAUACUCAGUGGCUUUGUUAUGCAUAAUUUUUUUGGAAAAUGGAUACUACUUAUCAAAAGUUUAAGUGUAUGUUUCUCUAUAGCAUCUGGUUUAUGGAUUGGUAAAGAAGGUCCUUUAAUUCAUAUAGCCUGCUGCUUUGCAGACCUUUUUUUUAAAAUUUUUAGUACUUCUAAGGAAAAUCAAGCUAAAAGAAGGGAAAUAUUGUCAGCAGCAGCAGCAGCAGGAACUUCUGUAGCAUUUGGCGCACCUAUUGGCGGUGUUUUAUUCACUCUUGAGCAAUUAUCAUAUUAUUUUCCUGAUAAAACUAUGUGGAAAAGUUUUGUAUGUGCAAUGAUUGGUGCUAUGUCUUUGAAGUUUGUAAAUCCAUUUAGGGAUGGAAGACUUGUUAUUUAUCAGGCUUUCUUUAAAAUAGAAUGGUAUAGUUUUGAGCUUAUUCCAAUCUCUUUAUUAGGAAUAAUAGGGGGAUUAUAUGGACAUGCAUUUAUUAAAUUAAAUGAAAAAAUACUAAAAUUUAAAUAUAAAUAUCAGAUAUCAAGGUUCCCUAUUCAAGAAGUAUUGAUUGUUGUAUUUAUAACUGGUCUCGUCAAUUAUUCAAAUAUUUUUAUGAAAUCUCAUCAUUAUAAACUUCUGGCAAAAUUAUUUCAAAAAUGUAAUGAAAAUGACGCUCUUGGUUUCUGCUUAACAGAUAAUAUUCUAUCAUCAGCACUCAUGCUUCUACUUGCAACAAUAUUCGGAACUUUUCUUUGUGUUAUUACUUUUGGAUUACAAGUUCCCUCUGGAAUUAUUUUACCAUCCAUGGUUAUAGGAGCUUUAUAUGGAAGAUUAAUUGGCAUAAUUAUCCAGUAUAUACAGCAUAAAGUACCUUCUGCUCGAAUUUUUAGUGCAUGUAAGCCCGGUGUAGAAUGUGUUGCACCAGAAAUAUAUUCUAUUAUAGGUGCAGUGUCUGCACUUGCUGGAGUAACAAGAAUGACAGUAUCCUUGGUAAUUAUUAUGUUCGAGUUAACGGGUGCUUUAACAUAUUUACUACCAAUUAUAAUUGCAGUAGUAAUAAGUAAAUGGGUUGGAGAUGCUUUUGGAAAAUACGGAAUAUAUGAAAACUGGAUUUAUAUAAAUAAUUAUCCGUAUUUAAGUAAAGAACUAGAUAUCAAACAUGAUACCAUAGAAAAUUAUAUCACAAAAACGAACAAUUUAGUAACUAUUACUGCUAAAGGGCAUACAAUAAAAACUUUAGAACUCUUACUUAAAAACUACGCUUACAGGGGAUUUCCUGUAAUAAAUAAUAGUAAUGAUGCAAUUCUUAUAGGAUAUAUUUCGCAAAAAUUCAAUAAUUAUUUCAAAAACAGUUAUUGUUAUUUCACCGACACUCAAUUCCUAGAUCCAUCAACAUAUAUCAAUCUUGGACCAUGGAUGAAUAAAUCACCAUUUACUUUAUCUCCGAAAAGCACAAUACAUUUAACUACUAAUCUAUUCCAAAAACUUGGAAUACGAUUAAUAUUAUUUACUACCAAUGGCCAAUUACAAGGCCUAAUAACCAAAAAAGAUCUCAUUAAAAGAAUCUUUAAUACAUAA